This is a messenger RNA of Salvia splendens (bonfire salvia), 975 nucleotides long. RefSeq names its product ethylene-responsive transcription factor ERF106. The record is from RefSeq and is a predicted model, not a curated record. Gene Ontology annotation, biological process: ethylene-activated signaling pathway; regulation of DNA-templated transcription. The transcript has a single exon. Lineage: Eukaryota; Viridiplantae; Streptophyta; Magnoliopsida; Lamiales; Lamiaceae. Bases 215 to 736 code for a protein of 173 amino acids. Gene Ontology annotation, molecular function: DNA binding; DNA-binding transcription factor activity.
CAACAAACACAUUACACACAUCAUCAUAUUACAUUACAUUCCUCUCUCUAUAUAUGUCCCAUUCCUCUUCUCCUUCACUAAUAUCUUGUAGUAUUUCUUUGCUUAGUUUAGUGUUUUGCUUGUUCGCAAAUUUAUUAACGACUCUUUUACUCACUCACUGCACCUUCAGUUUGAACAUUUCUUUUGUAUCGAAAAAGUUACCAAAGAGUCAAGUAUGAUGGCAAAUUCUGAUGAGUUCUUAACUUUAGAUCUCAUACGCCAACACCUUUUUGAGGACUUCACUUGUGCCGACUACAACUUCGACAAUUUCGACGUUUACUUCUCCGACGCCUCCCCUUCCUCGUCUUCUUCGAACCCGAACCGGCCCGGUUCGGAUUUCCGAUCCGAUUUCUUUGAAGUCGAACCGAAACCCGAAAUUUGUCCUCCAACGAAACCCCACCCGGACAGAAUUUCCGGGCAGGGUAGGCGUUACCGGGGGGUGAGGAGGAGGCCGUGGGGGAAGUACGCGGCCGAGAUUCGGGACCCGGCCCGGAAAUCGAGCCGGGUGUGGCUCGGGACGUACGAGACGGCGGUGGACGCGGCGCGGGCGUAUGACUGCGCGGCGUUCAAGAUAAGGGGGAGCAAGGCAAUCUUGAACUUCCCCAUGGACGCCGGGAAAAUGGGGCCGCCGGCCUCGGCCGGAAGGAAGAGGAGGAGAGAGAAGCGUGGAGACGGCGGUGGCAAUCGGGCUUCUUGAUUGACAUUUAAAUCGAUGCUAUGAAAAGUCAAGGAAGUGAUUGUGUUGAACAAGAGACCUGUGAUUGAGAUCGAUGUUGAAAUCCAGGGAACUUACUUUUCAAUGGGAGAGAAUAUGAGUGGUGGUUAAUUAGUGAGAAGAGAUUAGUAUAGUAGGUACUUAGUAUAAUAAAAAUGUCAAGAUAUGCACACAUUAUACUAUAUUAGGUAAGAAGUAUUGUUGAAAGUUUUUUGUUUUUA